UUAUUUCCGGAGCCUUAAUUUGUUGAGAAGUAAUAAAAUGGGUGGGAAAAAAGACGAGGAGGAAGAGGAAGAACAAUUGGAACUAUGGAGUGCAGAGGCGAAUGACCAGUUGGUCAGAGAACGUGGAAAAUGCCUGACACAGAACCAUCACGUGCAAGUGAUCUUUAAAGAGCUGGAAGAAUGUCAGAAACGAGUGAAGGGUAAGGACUACACAGCGGAGACCUGCCACCAGGAGAUGAAGGACCUGAUGGAGGCCGUGGACCACUGCGUUGGCGACAAGGCGUUCCUUUUGUUGAAAUAAAUCUUUUACGGU
This is a messenger RNA of Cydia strobilella, 313 nucleotides long. RefSeq names its product cytochrome b-c1 complex subunit 6, mitochondrial-like. NCBI's taxonomy places the organism in Eukaryota, Metazoa, Arthropoda, Insecta, Lepidoptera, Tortricidae. The record is from RefSeq and is a predicted model, not a curated record. Bases 38 to 301 code for a protein of 87 amino acids. The transcript is spliced from 3 exons.